UUGUGUUCCUUUCGCCCCCCCUCUUGAACCCUGAGGGCAUCCCUUGCCACUGCUCUAUGCUUCACGCUCAGCUCCCAAUUGAUGACCCUGUCAACGGUUACGGCCUUUCCUGAAGUCGCCGUCUCCUCCGUCACCGCCGUUCGCCUCCGGUUCUUCUAUCCGUAGCCCGAUAACAAGAUGAGCGCCGCAUCCCGCAAGUCUCGUAUAGCUACGAGUGUGGCGAGAGUUAUGUACACCAAUGCAGUCUAUUUCCCUAGCAGCAGAAUAUAUCAAGGUGAUUCGCCGGGAAUGCUCAAUUACAGCUGCAUCAACCACGUGUAUUAUGCUUAUGCCAGCGUGACGGCGGACGGCAAUGUGUUUCUCGGCGAUGAGUGGGCCGAUGCAAGAGCGCCAGUGGAUGGUGUUCAGGGUGGCUUGGGAUCCUUGAUGCAUCUCAAGCAGAGGCACCCUCACCUGCAGGUGGUCUUAUCUAUAGGUGGCAGCACUGCAUCAGAGGUAUUUCCCAUUGUUGCAUCAAGCACUCUCCUCAGAGACAACUUUGCCCGGUCUGCCCUCGGCCUCGUGGAAGCAUCCGGGCUUGAUGGCAUCGACAUUGCCUGGGAGUUCCCAUCCCAAGCCAAACAUGGCCACGACUUCCUGGCCUUGCUGGCAGCAGUGCGGAUACAUAUGCCUGAAGAUCGCUUCAUUCUAACAGCUGUCCUCCCGGCGGCAAAGGAGGUUCUCCAGCUCAUCGAUCUCAGCACAGCGGCCGAGUACCUUGACUACAUCAACCUUGUGGCAUAUGACUUCUUCGGCACGUGGACGUCCAAGACUGGUCAUCACGCACAGCUAUAUACUAUGAACAAGGACGAACCGUCGGCAUCGACCGGCGUGGCCUAUGUCAUGUCCCAAGGGUUCCCUCCGAAGAGUAUCCUGCUCGGGAUUCCGACCUACGGACGAAGCUUCCUCAAGGCCAAUGGACCGGGGCAGGACUUUAACGGUGUUGGUGGCCAAGAUGGCACAUUCGAAUACGGCGAAUUACCACGAAAGGGAUGCAAAGAGAUUGUGGAUAGGCGCUAUAUUGCGGCCCAAUGUGUCGGUGGUGAUGGGGGGUUUGUCACGUACGACAACCCCGAGACGGUCAAGGUUAAGGCGGAAUUUUGCAAGCAAAAGGGAUUAGGGGGGCUUUUUUACUGGAACGGACCGGCUGACUCUCGAGAUCAAGCAAGAAGUCUGAUUGCGGCUGGUUUCCGCGCUCUACACACCUCGUGAGGCGCAGAGUGUCGGUAUGACGUCUCUAUCUCUUCUCGUUCUCUAUUUUGUUUUGUGCCUGUGUGGCACAAAUAGAAUUCUCAUUACGCAUACGCCUUUCGACUCGCCUUACCGCUACUACAUACUAGUGCCAGCAGAUGGCAUCAAUGGGAGGGGUGGCUUGGCUCGUACAUACAAGCGGUGCGGUUGCAUGACUCGGACGUCGUCG
Molecule: messenger RNA, 1459 nt
Organism: Trichoderma asperellum CBS 433.97
Lineage: Eukaryota; Fungi; Ascomycota; Sordariomycetes; Hypocreales; Hypocreaceae
Biological process (GO): carbohydrate metabolic process; chitin catabolic process
Cellular component (GO): extracellular region
Molecular function (GO): chitinase activity; chitin binding
Source: RefSeq, a predicted model, not a curated record